UCUAGUUACCUCGUCCCUCUGAUGGUUGGCUCCGAACCCAUUCACGUUCUUUGCCAAAUGGGAAACUUUGGAUGUGGAAAUGGGGGCUGGACACCAGUCAUGAAGAUUAAUGGCGAAUUGGGAACUUUCCAUUAUGACGCAGAGUAUUGGACCGAUAAGAGGAGCUACAACCUUGCUGGAGGAAGGACUGGGUUUGAUUCACAGGAAACUAAGUUACCAACGUUCUGGAACACCUCUUUCUCUAAAAUCUGCCUCGGUAUGAGGAUCGGCCAGAACAAGAAAUUUAUUGUGAUGAACAAACAGGCCGAGUCUCUGUACUCACUGAUAGUUGAUGGGAUAUACCGCAAUACGUCACUGGGACGUGACACGUGGAAGAAGCUGAUUGGUCCAGAUGCAUCUCUUCAAUCGAACUGUAACAUGGAAGGUUUUAAUGCAGUGAGUUUAGACAGUGGUCAUGCGAGGGCAAGAAUCGGCAUCAUAGGCAACAACGAAGAGGAUUGCAAACGUGCUGAUUCCUGGCUUGGGUUUGGUGCAGGAGUGAUCACUGGUGAAUCCCUGACAUGUGGUAACUAUGCAACAGCCAACCCAGAUAAUGGUGACAGAGCCAUAGAUGCCUUUGGAUACAUCUUUGUGCAGUGAAUUUUUUACAUUUGGGUUGAUAACGUUAAGAAAGAUCCAAGAUAUGCGAGAACGUUCGACUUUGAUUCGCUACUCCCACAAAUUCAUGGGGAUAUCACUAUAACCAUUUGCACGAUAUUUGCGACACUCGAGCUGAAAAAGAGGAUUUUCUGUUUUUUCAGAGUUUAAAG
Molecule: messenger RNA, 809 nt
Organism: Pocillopora damicornis (cauliflower coral)
Lineage: Eukaryota; Metazoa; Cnidaria; Anthozoa; Scleractinia; Pocilloporidae
Source: RefSeq, a predicted model, not a curated record